Messenger RNA from Ruditapes philippinarum (Manila clam), 3739 nucleotides. RefSeq lists its product as uncharacterized. Gene Ontology annotation, biological process: smoothened signaling pathway; regulation of gene expression; cell-cell signaling. Lineage: Eukaryota; Metazoa; Mollusca; Bivalvia; Venerida; Veneridae. The transcript has 19 exons. Gene Ontology annotation, molecular function: patched binding; calcium ion binding. Bases 86 to 2983 code for a protein of 965 amino acids. The record is from RefSeq and is a predicted model, not a curated record.
UGAUCGUUAAUAGGUUUGGGUACGUUGACAUUUUUUGAAACCAUUCCAAAAUUUUGGAAAUGUAAGAAAAAGAUGUGAAAAUUGAAUGUUUUGUAAAACGAAUAGACACAAAGGAAAAAUGGAGUUUCGUUUUAAACUUCUGUUUUUCUGUGGGCUUUUGUCGUACGCUCAGUGUGAAGAGUUCGAGUUCCCGGCUGGAGACAGCUUCACCCUCGUGGACGAGAGUACACUUCCGGACCCUACCCUGUAUGCUGACGUCAAAAACACAGGAAGUUUCUUGAUAGACUCGCAAGAAUCGCCAAAAACAUUAGAAAAGCGACUUGGAAAGAAUGUACCUGUGUCAAAGUUCAUGUCAAAGGACAAUAAUGCACGAUAUGUUCGAGCACAUCCUACAUUUAUGAAAUGUCUUCAACAACUUAUCAUGCGUCUCCGACAACAAGGAAUUAUGGUAGAGUUACAAAGAGGCUUUAUCACGAGCUCAGAGAGCACCAAAAGUACCGAUGAUCAGUAUCUACAAUCCGGAUGUGGAGCUGAGCUGGGGAUCGCAAGCGGUUCCAGCGGUACGGUCACUGACAUCGCGAAAGCAGCAUUCAACGCCUGUCCAGUUAUUGUUGAGAGAGAAAUGCGGGACUUGUACGUGCAUCUUAUGUCAAGCAAAGUGCACGUGCACAUGGCAGGCCCAGAAGCUACCGGUCCUACUUUUGUUGUAACUGGUGUUUCCGGUAUUGCAAACGCUGAAGCCGAAGCUCAAACAUGGACUAACGACGGUAUAGAGCCCACAGGAAACGCGGACUGCAGUAAUUUUACCACCUUGACAAAUGGCCAGCAUUACCCGGCAAUGUUCACGCAUGACCGUGUUCUCGGCAAUAUAGAUGUGAAGAUCACAAGAAACAUGACCGAGUUUAAAAGGCUUGUUCAGUAUCAAGGGACUAAUAUUGAAUUCGAGAAUACAGAGAGAUCUGCUACCUGGUGUGGUGAGACCUCGAUACAAUGCCCGAGCACAUGUGCUGACGGACUUCAGGGGAACACGGUUAACGAACGAUGCGCAGACAGGGUCAUGUCCAGUCGUCUGCUAUCAGUCCUAAAUAAAUUACAGAGGAAAGCAAGAAUUUCUAUGAGCGACAAACUCAGGGUUCUUGAGGCCUGGGACGAGCCUUAUGACGGACAUGCUCAAGGUGAUAGCGCAGACGGUUCACUACACUACGAAGGUCGCGCGGUCAAGGUCACGUUGUCGUCUGGUGACACAAAUAAACUUUCGCAACUUUCGAACUUUGCGAUCUGUUUAGGUGCAGAUUAUGUCGAACACAAAGGUACACAUCUAUACAUUGCCGCCAAAAAGUAUUUGGCAGGUGGGUCAAAGGUUCUAUUUCCGAACAUGGAAUUACUGGAAGUAGAUGUACCUGUCGCAGUUGAGAGCUCCUAUAGUUUACCGUCUGCGUUUUCUGAAAAAGAAAACAGACAGUACCCGUUAUUUGACAGUAGCGGAAGACUGAAUGCCACACUAUCUCCCGGUGUCACAGUAGGGCAGUUCGUGUCGAAGAACUAUCGUUACUUCCGGUUAAACCCACGUAUUCACGACUGCUAUAUUGAUAUGGUUUACCACGAGAACAAAAUGCUGAAAACAUCAGAUCCUAAAGUAGAGAUAGAAGUUAUUCGAGGUUAUCUUUCGAAUAAUGAAAACAACCGGAAGUUUGACGUCAUAAACGACAGACGCUACAACCGGCAUACAUUAGGACUUGCCAUGCAGCUCAAGUACAAAUCUUCAUCUACUCUGCCUGCGACACACACACCAUACAGGUUGUUUAAAGUAGCCAUAGAUAAAUGUGCACCAAGGUUCUAUCAGGCGAACAAUGCAAUGGGUAUCGGGUUAUACCAGGACAGUAUAUUUGUUGACAUGCGGCCCAAGUUUCAUAUGAUGAAACAAAGCGUCGACAACCUUCCGGAUGGUGUUGACCGUAACACAUUUGAAGAUGACGUCAUACAGCGAUUUAAUCUUGCACGAGGGGGAAAGAUAGUUGAUCCGGAAAAUAUAACUACAGCUUGCAUAUUCCAAACAGCCCCUCAACCUCAGUCCAUUGAUUUCAAACAUGAACACCCGGAGGUCGUGCAUCGUAAAAGACGCCGUAAGAGGGCUGCCGAUGACGAGUCAUGCGUGCCAACACGAUACACGAAAUUCUGUUCUUUAACAGAACAGCACAGAAACGCCGUUAUAGAAGAUAUUAAGGGUCAGUUAGAUCGUGUACACUAUGGCGAUGAAAAGGCAAAGGCUAAAGUUCUGAUUGCACUAGACGGAUGCUUUGGCGAUUGUGGAACGUGUCUUGAUGGUGAGAUCUAUUUUAGUAAGACUGAACACUGCAACAAUUUCCUGCACUGGGUAAACUGGGAGUUACUUAACAAUCAACCUGACGUCACCAACUUUUUUGUCCGCUCUAACAGAAACGCCAAUAUUCAUGCAUGUGAGGGUGGGAAUGAUUGUAUUGAGAAUUCUCCACUGUUUUCUCUUGUUGCCCCCUCUGUUGAAAAGGUAUUCCGGCGCGAUCCGAAAAAGAGCGUAGAAGAGGAGCUGUACUCCAUCGCUAAUAACCCGAGUCCAGUAAUGCGGUUGUUGGAGGAUAUAUACGCCAUCCAGGCCUCCGGUAUCGUCAAGUUCUGGGUCCGUGAUGAUACAGAGAUGACCGCUUUAAAACGACAGCUCGAGGUUGUUAUGCUUUACAACAAGAACGUGACUCUCGUGCAAAUACACGUGGAGCGUUACAAGAUUGCACGUGACGCAGUCAGGAGCGUUGUUGAAAAGGCAGCAAAAACAAUGGCGCUAAAUGGAUGCCCGGAUGUGUCAAGAGAAACUUUGACACCGUACGAAAUACUGGAGGUCCCUUCAGAGAAGAAGAAGCGGGCUGCCGAGCCACCUACACUGCGCUAUCAGAUACGUGAUUAUCACAAGAACUUUGAGGCUAGAUGGGCUGGCAGGCAUAUCCUACUAUAGGCAAAUUUGACGCAUAAUUCCAAUUCAACGCAUUAUAAAAAUGUAUAUGAAUUUUUGUGUGGACACUUCAUAAAAAAUGCACAAUUUAUAGACUCACUGUUUUUCGAACUGAUUUUCAUUUUGUAUUUUAAUAUAAAAUUCAAUACCUUGUAAAUAUUUUGACGGAUCUUCAUCACAAUUAUCUCUACAUUUCUAUAACAAUGAUAAUGUGUCCAUCUUCGAUAAUCCUUCCUAUUUCCACCUUCUCAACUAAAACUCCUCCCAUUUUCAUAAAAAAAUGUGAUUGUAAACAUGCUCUUGUAUUUGUGAUUAACAUUCUAUAGAUGUUAUUUUAUGCCUUUGCUUUGAAACCUUGAGAACAAUCUACCAAUUUUUAUUUUCUAUUAGAAAAUCACCAGAAUAUAUCAUUUAAUUCGAGUUACUCACAGAUCUAUAUGUGUAUGUGUAAUUCACCAUCUUAUCAAUCGUCUAUGACGAGUUAUAAGUCGAUAAAAUGAAGGUUUAUAUAAGAUUGUUACGCAAAAACAUUGAACAAUACAUUUUUUCGAACUAUUUUAUGCAGAAAUGUUUUCAAUUCUGAUCUUCUUAAUCACAAAAAUGAUUCCGGUUACCUCCCCUUCUUGGACAGUUCUUGACAAAUGCAAAUCACAUUAAUGUAACGAUUGGGAUAAUUCAUCGUUGAAGGCAUACUAAACGAUUUGGCCUUAUUCAUGAUACCAAUUACUUAUUGGUUGAAUUAAAGUUCAAUGUAGUUCA